AUGGCAGGAAGUGACAACAAAAGCAGAGUUUUCCUCAGCAUAAUUCGAAAAAUGAACAUUGCUGAAGAGUUAGAAAAAGGAUUAUCUAUAAAAACAUUAAGUGGUAGAUAUGGAGUGUCGCAGGAUCGGGCAAUGGGGAAUCCAAUCAACGAUUUGCUGUUACAAGAAAAGGGGAAUCAAUUAUUAAGUGAAAUUGCAUCGACGUCGUUUGCCGGAAGUAGGGGAUGGGUUAAAAAAUUUAAAAAACGGUACGGUAUCAAAUUGGCGCGGGCGCAUGGGGAACAGGGAAGUGCAGACGUGGAAAGUGCGGAAGAUUAUGUUACAUCAUUCGUGAACCGAUGGGAGGAAGAGGACAUCGACGCAAAUAGAAUUUACAACAUGGAUGAAACAGGCCUAUUAUGGAAGACGGUUCCAUCGAAAUCUUUAGUAUCAAAGUGCAUUAAUUUUGUGAAAGAAGCAUGGAUGAACAUUACGCCUAAUAAUAUAAAAAAUAGUUGGAACAAAAUUCUUGGACGGGAUGGAAGGGAAGGGGGGAUCGAAGAAGACGAAAAUGCACACGAAUUAGAUGUUUCGAUUCAUUCAGCUCUCAGUGAUGAUAUACACACGAUAAGCGGGGAAAGUAUCACUUAUGAAGAAUGUCAAAAAAUGUUAGAAGCCUUGAACAACGACGAAAAUGAAGAAGAGGAGGAAGAGCAGGAGGAAGAACAGGAGGAAGCAAAAAAAGUGGACGAGCACGAAGAACAGAAUAGAAUAUAUAUUAAUUUUCUUCAAUAA
Molecule: messenger RNA, 774 nt
Organism: Megachile rotundata (alfalfa leafcutting bee)
Lineage: Eukaryota; Metazoa; Arthropoda; Insecta; Hymenoptera; Megachilidae
Product: jerky protein homolog-like
Source: RefSeq, a predicted model, not a curated record